This is a messenger RNA of Sphaerulina musiva SO2202, 3351 nucleotides long. RefSeq names its product Lgl_C-domain-containing protein. The record is from RefSeq and is a predicted model, not a curated record. Gene Ontology annotation, biological process: regulation of protein secretion; establishment of cell polarity; regulation of exocytosis. Gene Ontology annotation, cellular component: cytoplasm; plasma membrane. Gene Ontology annotation, molecular function: syntaxin binding; myosin II binding; GTPase activator activity. Lineage: Eukaryota; Fungi; Ascomycota; Dothideomycetes; Mycosphaerellales; Mycosphaerellaceae. The transcript has a single exon. The coding region runs from base 175 to 3213 and encodes 1012 amino acids.
CUGACGACGACCACCUCACUUCACUCCUGCGGGCAUGUGACUGUGACUGCUGUCUACACAUCGGACUAUUGCCCACAUUGAACUAACCGCUCGCUGUUCGUAAGAUCAACUGGACCUCACUUCACUCGCAACCCUCGAUGACCAGCCGAGCCGAGUGAAGCCACCGCUGCCGCCAUGGCACAGUUCAUCCGAGGCAAGCAGGCAGGCAUUCAAAACGACCUGAGCGCUGGUCUGCACGCAGAUCUGUUCGCCGUUGACGAUCUCGCUCGAUAUGGCGUGAAUUCACAAGUCUCCGCCUUGGCUUAUGACCCCGUACAGUCUUUACUCGCAGUCGGAACAAAGAGCACUCAAUUCGGACCUGGCCAAAUCUACAUCUAUGGACAAGGUCGGAUUGCAUCCGUAUUGCCUGUGCCGGCACGAGGUGCGAGCAUCCAAAGCUUGCAGUUCUGUGCGGAGAAGCUCGUCUGUCUCGACUCGAAACACGAUGUAUCCGUCUACUCUGUCGAGCUGAAGAGGUUGAUCAGCUCACAUUCUCCCAUCGGGGCUGCGAAUGUGCUCUGCACGGAUCCCAUGUUGGAUUAUGCCUUUCUCGGCAUGCAGUCGGGAGAGGUUGUGGCGUACGACAUGGAUCGAGAAGGUCCAGCACCCUUCCGAAUACCCAAUCUAUGGCAGGAGGUGGACCCCAAAGCUCGAAUAGCAUCUGUCGUCUCCCUACAGCUUCAUCCCCGUGACAUUGGCACUCUCCUGAUUGGCUACAAGCAAGGCGCAGUCAUCUACAGCUUUAAGCUCAACAAAGCACUGAGGCAUUUCCAGUAUGAAGUCCCGCGAGGCGCACCUGGCGGCGAUGGCGAUCCUUCUGCCGCCAACAUCGUCAGGAGACCACACCUGACACAUGCUGCCUGGCAUCCUACUGGGACUUUCAUCAUGACUGCUCACGAAGACAGCUCCCUGGUCUUCUGGGACACGCUGAAAGACGGCCGCAUGCUUAUGGCCAGAACGUUGACCGACACGAACGUUGCCGCUCCUGGGGCGAGUGCAGCUCAAGGUAUUGGCGAUAGAGGCACAUUUGCAGUGAAGGAGCCCAUCUUCAACAUGUCUUGGUGUGCCAAUGGGCACGAUCCCGAAGACACCAUGAUAUUGGUCGCUGGCGGCCAAUCAACGCAAGCACCCUCGAAAGGGUUGACCUUGUUUGAGAUGGGUCGCACACCCGUAUAUGCCACUAGCACAUGGGACACUUUCCACACGUACUUCGACGCACCUAAGAGGCAGCGCAUCCUCCCGACGCCGCCAGGAGCUGAGGUUGUGGACUACUGCCUGAUCCCACGAACAUCGCCGCACUUUGCUGGCGCGCAUGAUCCCAUCGCAAUCAUUGCGCUGUUAUCGUCGGGAGAGCUCUUGACAUUAUCCUUCCCGUCUGGCAUGCCGAUAAGUCCGACUAAUCAGCUCCAUGUAUCCUUGACUUUUGUGCACCCAUACAUCCACUCCAUCAAGACCACACAAGUGAGUCGAGAGAAAUGGCUCGGCUUGACAGAGCGCAGACAACAAGGUCCACCUAUUCUGACAGGUGGCGCCGAGGAACCCCGCCAACUACGGAGGUAUGAAGACCGCAACAUCUUACACGCCGUGCAUGCAGAUGGUACCAUCAGGAUGUGGGAUCCUGGAUAUGGCGAUGAAAUUGAGAAUGAGAAGUUGCUGCAGGUCGAUGUGGCUCGAGCCCUGGGAAGAUGGGACAGCAUCCAAGUCAUGUCCACCUCAUUUGCUCAAGCGAGCGGCGAACUUGCAGCUGGUCUGCGAAGUGGUGAGCUCAUCGUCUUCCGCUGGGCCAAUAACAGAAAUUCUGGCAGAGAACCACCAGUACCGCGGCCGGCCCAGCCUGGAAGCAUAGUGAACAUUACAGAUCGGAUGGAGCCUUCUUUGACCGAAGGCCUCGGACCCUACAUCAUGAUCGACCAGAAGGAUGGCCCAGUAACGGCAGUCUGUCAAAGUGAAGUCGGCUUUACGGCCGCUGCCUUUGAGGGCGGCAGUGUCAUCCUCAUCGACUUGCGCGGUCCUGCCAUCAUACUCAAAGCCUCGGUACAUGAGUUCAUGGUCAGUCACAAAAUUGGCAGCCUGCGUCGACGAUCUAGUAGCGCGAGUUCCAAACCAGAGUGGGCUACGACAUUGGCUUUCAGCAUCAUGACCCUGGAUGGUGACGAUUACAGCUCCAUAGCUCUGCAUGUUGGCACGAACAUGGGCAAUCUUGCUACAUUCAAAAUCGUUCCCGAUCCCAGUGGACGCUAUACCACACAAUACGCAGGGCACGUGUCGCUGAGUGACACGAGAGUCAUGUACAUUGCCCCCAUCAGUGCUGACACAGGCAAGCCAGCAUCCGCCACUCAGACCGUGAUGGGUAAUCUCCGCAAUGGUCUCAAAGUCAACGGCGCCCUGGUCGCAGUCACGGCCACAAACGUCCACAUCUUCAAGCCUGCCACGUCCAAAGGCGCGCACAAGUCCUUUGACAGCUACUUCUGCGACGCAGCAGGCAUGAUUCGCUAUCAAGAUCUCGGCCACGCCAUCCUCGGCCUCUUUGGCGACGGCAGGGCACGCGCAUACUCUCUACCCUCGCUCCGUGAAAUUGCGUCUAUCGAUCUGACCAAUCUCAACAACACUGGCUCCGGCGUUGAUAUCAAACGCCUCAGCGGCGCGGCUAUCACACCCGCUGGCAACAUCUUCGCUUUCACCGGCCCCUCCGAGCUCGCCCUCCUCAGCGUCUUCGGGACUGGUGAGACUCUUCCUCGAAGACAUGACAAACUCUUCAAUCCCGACCGCCUCAUCCCGCCUCGGCCAACCAUAUCCACUGUACAAUGGCUCACAGGCACACAGUACCUCACUCCGUCCGACAUGGAUAUCCUCAUUGGCGGACAGGACCGCCCUCCCAGUAAAAGAAUGAUUGCGCAAGCUCGGGCGGAUGAAGAACAGAGACGAAAAGCAGGAAUGUCGGCUUCUUCUUCUUCUUCGAGAUCUGCAGCGAAUGCGGGACAGGAGGACGAGGGGUAUUGGGCUUACAUGCAGCGACAACUUGCAGAGAGGACGGAGAAGCUGGGACUUGUUGGGGACAAUAUGGAGCAAUUGGAACAGAAUAGCGGGAAUUGGUUGAAUGACGUGAAUAAGUUUGUGAAUCGGCAGAAGAGGAAUGCUGCUGGGGGGAUCAUCAAGGCCAAAUUUGGGUUUUAAGAACGAAGCGAGUGUAGUUCUAUGCGGGAGGAGAGAACACCAUGAACAGAGGACGAAUUGGGAAGAAAUGGAGAACAAAACGACUCGAAGAGGUUGUGUGAAACGAUGGAUUCUUGAUCAGUAGUCAAUGCAUCAUCU